AUGGAAUCCAGCGAAGACCUCCAAAAUAAUGAGCUCUUUGCCCUUCAAACGAUCUACGAAAACGAUUUCAUUCAAGCACCCCCCAGAGCCUGGCAGGGUGCAAACCAUCUUAAAGAAUGCACGAUAUGCAUACGCCACCCCCACGAUGCCCACAAAGAUAAAAUUCUAUUCCAUCUUCACGUCAUGUUCCCCAAGACAUAUCCGCUUAAAGCUUCGCCUAUCCUAGAUAUCAAGAAACCCAUUGUUGGUCUGUCGACACAGCAAGUAGCCUCGCUGAACCAAGUUAUCCAAACUGAGGCAAGGAAUUCGCAGGGAACUGAGUCAAUCUUCCAGAUUGCUACUGCUAGUCAGGAUUGGCUGGAACAAAACGUCGUUCCACCAAUCGAUGUCCCUGGCUCCCUCGCAAGCCAGAUGAUGUUGCGAACCUUGGAGGAGGAGAGGAUUCGUAAACAACAAGCGGCUGAUAUGGCAGCUCAAGAACACGAGGCUCGCGCCAAGCAGACUCAACAACUCGAGGCUGAAGUUAGGGCAAAUGCGCAACUCCAGCAGCUUGAGCGCGAACGACAGUAUCAGGCUCGCAAACGUGCCAACUCUGAAGCCACCGAAGUUCCUUUAGCAGGCGAAACUCCAACCGAGUCAUUCACAGACCCCAUCACCAUAGAUGGCAUCGAGUUCAAUGUCGUCAGAAUCUUCCACCCUCGUGCCGAACGCCUAGGCACAACUUACAGUGCUGACCCAGUGUGCGACGAUGUGCAUAUAUCUUUGCCGCUAAACGUCUACGUUGUCGCGUUCGCUUCCCACUACUACAUAACCAGCCAGGGAAAGAAAAAGCUCAAGCAAGUUGAAGCCGAUAUUCAGAAGUUAAUAUCGAUUUGCCACCCCAACCUCCUGCGCGUUUACGCCGUCAAAUUGACCUUUCCCCACACGAGCGGAUCGCCGCGACUGGUGGUCUUGCACGAGGCACCACCCGCACUGACCCUGCGUGAUGUUUUAGAUGAUUGCGAUUUUAUCAAAGAAGAACGAGCACUGGAAUAUCUGGUUCAAAUAUUAUCUGGACUGAACGCUGUUCAUGUUGCUGAUAUGUUCCAUCGUGGCAUCACUGCAGAUGCUAUUGGCAUCAUAAAUCAUACCAAGACCAAAGUAGUCAAGCUCAUGAAAGUUGGCUUCUACACGCGCCUACUCGACCUUCAUCGUUCCAACUCGUUCGGGAAUAUAUCGGUCGACUCAGAGGACUUUCGCCUUCCGGAUCAAUGGCAGUUCAAAGACCUCAAGAAUGAAUCUUCCUUGGUCUACACGCGGCAGCGCGAUAUUCAUGACGUCGGCGUCGUUCUAAUGCAGAUGCUUCUGGACCCUUUUACGGCGAUUCGUGAAUCAACCCUCUCGCCUAACCUUCAGAAGCACACGACUACUAUGCUUCUACUCUCUACGAUGCCCUCGUCCUUCAAGAAGAAUGGGAAUCACAUAUCUUGCCUAUCACUUCUUGCUGACCUUGCUGCGGCUCCGCUUAGUGCUGUCGCAGUCAAGAGCCCCCUUUUGCCGUCAUCUUUCGAUAUAAAGACUCCUAUGCCGUACGGCUCACCAGAAUUAGAAUACUUCCACGGACAGGCACCUAUGCAAAAUAGGCAUGCAAGUCGAUGGAAAGAAGACUGGGAAGAACUCGAGUUACUUGGUAAAGGCGCGUUUGGUUCUGUUGUCAAGGCUCGCAACAAGAUCGAUUCUCGUAUCUAUGCUGUCAAGAAAGUCCGUCUCCGGACUGGCCACAACGACAACAAAAUUUUCCGAGAAGUGAAUGCUCUUAGUCGACUUUCGCACAGGUUUAUUGUGCGAUACUUUACAACCUGGGUGGAGCAAGCAGAAGUAACCUCAGCUUCCGCAUCGGACACCGAAGAAUCAAGUACGGAAGAUGGGAUGACUUCUGUACCUGGAACGAAUUCGCAGCCUCGGAUCCGUCGUGUAUCGUCAAGUGGGGAUCCAUUCAACUUCGAAUUAGAAUUGGAGCAGGACUCGAGGGAUAAAGCAAUGGGUUCCAGCUCCCGUGGCGGGUUCCCCAGUAUACAUUUCUCCAAUAGCGAGGACGGGGAAGAAAGCGGAGAGAGCGAAGAGAGCGAUGAAAGUGACGACAAUCCAUUCGUCAAUCCAAGCGCGGGGAAUGGAAUCAAGAGUAACGGAAUUUUUGACAUGACGCCCUUGAACAAGCCAUGGCAUCCGAUAAUAUCGCGGACUAUGUAUAUCCAGAUGGAGUUUGUUGAACAACAGACCCUAAAAGAGAGGAUUGACGAAGGAAUCACCGAGCAAGAAGCUUGGAGGCUAUUCCAACAGAUACUGGAAGCCCUUGUCUAUAUGUCCUCCCUUGGGAUUCUUCAUCGGGAUAUCAAGCUAACCAACAUCUUUAUUGAUGCAAAGGGCGAUGCCAAAGUGGGCGAUUUCGGUCUGGCAACUUCCAACUUGUCUGCCGUAGAAACAACCCCUCAUGGACUUCACCCACCUAUUUUGGAUGCCGAAAUGACGCUAGAGGUCGGCACUAGACUUUACAUCGCGCCGGAAGUCCAAUCGCGCAAGCGAGGUCCAAGAAAUCACGCGAAGGCAGAUAUGUAUAGUCUUGGGAUCGUUUUUUUCGAGAUGAAUCACAAGUUCAAUACUGGGGCGGAGCGUAUUGCAGUCAUAGAAGGUCUGCGACAACCAAUGGUGUUAUUCCCUUCUUCCUGGGAACCUCGUUUGAUUCGGCAGAAAGAAAUUAUCACCCGUCUACUAGAUCACGAUCCGGACACUCGACCGACGGCAUUAGAGCUUUCGCAGAGUCCACUGCUACCUGCCAGGCUCGAGGAUGAGUACUUUAAGGGAGCGCUUGGGAUGAUGGUGAAACCUGACUCGCCACACUAUCAAGCCGUGCUCGCUUCGCUGUUCUCACAGAAUCAACCUAUCUCUCGUCGAUUCCUAUAUGACGUCGAAACGGACCCACCUGAGCAUACAUCAUUGAAUGAUGUCGUUCAGGAACGACUCGCUUACAUCUUCGGCUUACAUGGAGCAGUCGAUAUGGAGCCCUCGCUUCUCAUGCCUGUUGUAGGCCCAUCUGAGGCCAAAAAGGAGGCCACUUUCGUGGACAGAUACGGCGAAAUUGUCGCUCUACCGUCCAACCUUCUGCUUCCCUUUGCGCGAUUGGCCGCCAGAACCAAUGUGGCAAGAAUCAAACGCUAUCAUAUCUCUAAUGUCUAUCGGGAGAGCGAUGUCGCCGGUCAUCCCAAGUCGCAAAAGGCGGCCCUAUUCGACAUUAUCUCGUCCGAUGUUCAAUCAGGGCCCUUGGCCGCGUCUGCAGAGAUCAUCGCCAUCUCAAACAAUGUUCUAGAGAGUUUCCCCAGCUUGAGCGAAAACUACGAAAUUCAUAUAUCACACUCUUCCAUCGUCAAGAUUAUCCUGGAAAGAAUUCCAGCAGAACUCCGGGGAUCGGUUCAAGACAUUUUGGGACAUUCCAAAUCGUCAACUUCUCAGAAACGCGCUUUGAUGCUCAAGAAGGGUCUUCUGAGGAGUAUAGCAGACGAGCUUGAAGUAGUCGCUGAUACAGGCGAGCAUCUUACAGACGAGGACAUCGAAGCUCUCCUAGUGAAACUCGAAAAAAUGUUUUGGCUGCUGGAGGACGAAAAGAUCACCAUCGCUCUUGCUGCUUAUCAGUCGACCACUGUGCGAGCCCUGAUCGACUUGAAGUUGUCGCAGGAGCUGGAGGAACAGUGUCGACGAGAGGGUAUACUAUUCUCAGUCUAUCCCCGCCCGAGAACGGGUCGCCGCGACCAGGUAGCAUUCAAGAAGCGUAUCGACGUAACGACGACUGAAACAACGCAAACAAGUCAAACAUAUUUUCAUGGAACGAGCAUUCGAGACCGGCCGGAUUCAGUGUUGAAACGCAAGGCCGAGGGACAAGCAUAUAUUUUCCUCUUCGCUGUGCGCGAAGAGCGAAUGCAUUGGGGAUGGAGCGUGCGGAAAGGUGAGGUUUAUGUCCCCACUGUCUUCGAGAACUACGUUGCGGACGGAAUGGCUGUCGCCCAGAAGAUUGGGUGUCAAGGAGCAAGUGCAUCGUAUUAUAAACACUUUCCAACAGAUCUUCCACGAAAUGAUGCUACGACAUGGCGUCGACCCGGGCCCAUCUCAUUAACCAGUCCCAACGACCGAUCGUCUACGCUGGAGCCGGUAUUCUCUCAUCUCCACAUGGCCCGGCCCUACUCCGCGAAUUGGCCGAGAAAGGCAACAUUCCCGUUUAGUCUGCAUAUGCUGGGAAUGCACGCUGACGUCAUCAUCGCGCUUGGCGCUCGUUUCGACGACCGGGUAACAGGGAAACUCGAUGCUUUCGCGCCUGCGGCCCGAGCCGCCCAGACUCACGGACGGGGCGGGAUCAUACACUUUGAGAUUCUGCCCAAGAAUAUCAACAAGGUUGUAGAGGCAACUAUCCCCGUUCUAGGGGAUGUUGUCGAAAACAUGUCGAGCCUCGUACCACACAUUCGGUCUAGUCCACGGGAAGCUUGGUUUGCGGACUUGGCGGGUUGGAAGAAGGAGUUUCCAUUCACCUAUGUCCCAAGUAAGGCGGGUGACAAAAUGAAGCCACAAGAGGUUGUGGAGGAACUUGAUGCACAAUGUAAAGCCCGCAAGGCGGACCCCAGCAUUACCGAUGGACACACCCGAAUACCCUCGUCACUUCGGACAAUGGGCUUUGGUUUACCUGCAGCUAUUGGGGCCAAACUCGCCACCGCUUCGCAAUACAACAUCGGUGUGAAGGUGCUCGUGCUCAACAACGAGUUCCAGGGCAUGGUCCUCCAAUGGCAGGACCUAUUCUACGACGCGCGCUACUCGCACACGCAGAUGACCAACCCCGAUUUCGUGAAGCUUGCCCAGGCGAUGGGCGUCCACGCAUUGCGAUGCGAGACAGCUGCAGACCUGCCCGCGAAGAUGGCCGAGUUCCUCGCGUACGACAACUCCAAGCCCGUGUUGAUGGAGUGUCUUGUCGAGCGAAACGAACACGUGUUCCCGAUGGUCGCCGCCGGCAAGGCGCUACACGAAUAUAUUCUCCAUCCCAACCAAGUUUGCACCAUCUGUAUCUGUACUCACUCGAGGUUUUAUCGUAUUCCGCAUUUACUCUGCAUUUGA
This is a messenger RNA of Mycena indigotica, 5130 nucleotides long. RefSeq lists its product as uncharacterized. Gene Ontology annotation, biological process: protein phosphorylation. The record is from RefSeq and is a predicted model, not a curated record. Gene Ontology annotation, molecular function: protein binding; eukaryotic translation initiation factor 2alpha kinase activity; ATP binding. Lineage: Eukaryota; Fungi; Basidiomycota; Agaricomycetes; Agaricales; Mycenaceae. The coding region runs from base 1 to 5130 and encodes 1709 amino acids. Gene Ontology annotation, cellular component: cytosol. The transcript is spliced from 49 exons.